This is a messenger RNA of Aspergillus piperis CBS 112811, 1666 nucleotides long. RefSeq names its product DNA-directed RNA polymerase I subunit RPA49. The coding region runs from base 65 to 1546 and encodes 493 amino acids. NCBI's taxonomy places the organism in Eukaryota, Fungi, Ascomycota, Eurotiomycetes, Eurotiales, Aspergillaceae. The transcript is spliced from 3 exons. Gene Ontology annotation, cellular component: RNA polymerase I complex. Gene Ontology annotation, molecular function: DNA binding. The record is from RefSeq and is a predicted model, not a curated record. Gene Ontology annotation, biological process: RNA polymerase I preinitiation complex assembly; transcription elongation by RNA polymerase I; nucleolar large rRNA transcription by RNA polymerase I.
CUCCCUACCAGUCAAUUCUCUCUCCGCGGCGUCGCAUUUUCCUUCAAUUCCUUAUCCAGACAUAAUGCCGUCCGAUAAGGUCGAAAAGAAGCGCAAGCGCGCCUCCGAUCGCCAUGAAAGGCCUAGCAAGAAGCCCGCGCUCGAGCUGCAAGAUCUGCCUCCGCUCGCCUCCAGCGUCGUGGAGGAUGAUAGCGAACUAGCUCCGGUGAUCAUCACUACUCCCGGUCUCAACGCUCCGCGCAAUCUCCGCCUCAACCCAUACCUCAAGACCCGCAGCAAAACCUCCUCCUCAUCGUCACGGAACAAGGGCAUCGUCUCGUCCGAAUUGCUGCUUCAGUCCUCCGAGCACCCCAAGCUGGACUUUGUGGGUCGCGAGGCCGAGGAGGAUGCCGACUCCCAGCUCAAGCACUACGUCGCGGUCGUGGACCCGGAGAACAAAACCUGGCAGUUCAUUGAAGUGCGGAAGAUGACUCUGCGUGGCGCCGUUCGCAAGAUGAGAGCGAUUGACGAAGAGUCAGAGGAGGAGAGUGAAGAGGAAGAAAUGAAAACCAUGCGCGCUCAAAGAACAGAACUCACCAACACCUUCGGUACCAAACAAUCUCGCAAGGCCGCUCAAUCGCUUGCCGAAAACGCUCAGCUCUCCAACGUGCCCUCGGGCGCUGCCUCCGCCGCCGAAACUGCCAUCCUGGGCGCCAUGCCCGCCGACGCAGCCACAGAUAUCGCCUCCAAGACCGCCGCCCUGCAAGCGCAGGUUCAAGCCGCGAAGCCUCUGCCCCAGGCCAACCUGGACGCUGCACACCCGUCGGAAGUCUACCCGCUUGAUGUCCUCGUCCCCAACGGCCUGGCCACCCUGCGCCAACUCCCCAACGUCAAAGAAUGGCAAGACAGCGUUAACUCCGGCGCCGCCGUCAACACCACCUCGCGGUACGUCUCCCGCCGCGUCGAAGCCGUCGCCCUCUCCGGCAACACCACCCACCUCCAGAUCCUCCGCUUCAUUCUCCUCCUCCUGGAAUUUGCCCGCGGUCUCCGUCCCGGCCGCGACAAGUCCGCCGGCCCCGGCAGCAAGCGUCUUCCUCCCCGCGAAGACCUCCGCCGCAUCCUCUCCGGUGGAACAAUCAGCGAGAACUCCGCCAGCGGCGACCAGAUCGCGGACCCGGUCAUCGACGCCGUGCGCCGCAAAUUCGCGCCCCAGGGUGCCUCCCUCUCCAAGAACGACAUCACCUUCCUCCACACUACCAUCUGCGCUCUCUCGCUGCACAUCCCGCCCCAACCUUCCAAGGACGGUGGUAACAGCUCCGCCGGCGGAAACGCCCCCAACGAGCUGGCUACCGAUCCCUCGGAUCUCCGUGAUGAUCUGCGCCUCGAUAACGUGGCGAUCACGCAGUAUUUCCGCGAGUUGGGUUGCCGCGUCGACAAGCCCCGCGAGUCGGAGUUUGCUAAAUGGGGUAUUAAGGGUGGUAAGGCCGAGGCUGCGGCUAGACGGGUUGCUAGGUUGAAGAUUCCCGUUGAGUUCCCGAAGGUUAGUCGUGGUGGUGGACGGAGGUAGUGGACUUGAUGGGGGAAAAGGUUUGUUUGGGUGUGAUUGAUUGAUUGUAAGUUAGCAUUAUUUCUCUGUAUGUAUGGAUGGAUUGGCAAAAGAACGUCGAUUUUCUACUUUCUUCAGCUG